AGCGCGGCAGUCAGCAUGUCCGGCAGCCGCCAGGCCGCGGCCGGCUCCGCGGGGACGAGCCCCGGCUCCUCGGCGGCCUCCUCGGUGACUUCCGCCUCCUCGUCCUUGUCCUCCUCGCCGUCGCCGCCCGGCGCGGCGGCGGGCGGCCCCGGGGGCCCGGCGCGGCCCGUGCUGGCGGCGGCCGCCGUGUCGGGCGGCGGCGGCGGGGCGGCGUCCCGGCUCGGCUGCGCGGCCAGGCCCGGCGGCGGCGGCGGCGGCUCCGGCCUGGGCAGCGGCAGCCGGAAGCGACCUCUGCUCGCCCCUCUGUGCAACGGGCUGCUCAACUCCUACGAGGACAAAAGCAACGACUUCGUCUGCCCCAUCUGCUUUGAUAUGAUUGAGGAAGCAUACAUGACAAAAUGUGGCCACAGCUUUUGCUACAAGUGUAUUCAUCAGAGUUUGGAGGACAAUAACAGAUGUCCCAAGUGUAACUAUGUUGUGGACAAUAUUGACCAUCUCUAUCCUAAUUUCCUGGUGAAUGAGCUCAUUCUGAAACAGAAGCAAAGAUUUGAGGAAAAGAGGUUCAAAUUGGACCACUCAGUGAGUAGUACCAAUGGCCACAGGUGGCAAAUAUUUCAAGAUUUGUUGGGAACUGACCAAGAUAACCUUGAUUUGGCCAAUGUCAACCUCAUGUUGGAGUUAUUAGCACAAAAGAAAAAACAGUUGGAAGCAGAAUCACAUGCAGCCCAACUACAGAUCCUUAUGGAGUUCCUCAAGGUUGCAAGGAGGAAUAAGAGAGAGCAACUGGAACAGAUCCAGAAGGAACUGAGUGUUUUGGAAGAGGAUAUUAAAAGAGUGGAAGAAAUGAGCGGCUUGUACUCUCCUGUCAGUGAGGACAGCACUGUGCCUCAAUUUGAAGCUCCUUCUCCAUCACACAGUAGUAUUAUUGAUUCCACAGAAUACAGCCAACCUCCAGGUUUCAGUGGCAGUUCUCAGACAAAGAAACAGCCUUGGUAUAUCAGCACAUUAGCUUCAAGACGAAAACGACUCACUGCUCAUUUUGAAGACCUAGAGCAGUGUUAUUUUUCUACAAGGAUGUCUCGUAUCUCAGAUGACAGUCGAACUGCAAGCCAGCUGGAUGAAUUUCAGGAAUGCUUAUCUAAGUUCACUCGAUAUAAUUCAGUACGACCUUUGGCCACAUUGUCAUAUGCUAGUGAUCUCUAUAAUGGUUCCAGCAUAGUCUCCAGUAUUGAAUUUGACCGGGAUUGUGACUAUUUUGCAAUUGCUGGGGUGACAAAGAAAAUUAAAGUCUAUGAAUAUGGCACAGUCAUCCAGGAUGCAGUGGACAUUCAUUACCCUGAAAAUGAAAUGACCUGCAAUUCCAAAAUCAGCUGUAUCAGUUGGAGUAGUUACCAUAAGAAUCUGUUAGCUAGCAGUGAUUAUGAAGGCACUGUUAUCCUAUGGGAUGGAUUUACAGGACAGAGGUCAAAAGUCUAUCAGGAACAUGAGAAGCGAUGUUGGAGUGUUGACUUCAAUUUGAUGGAUCCUAAACUCUUGGCGUCAGGUUCUGAUGAUGCAAAAGUGAAGCUGUGGUCUACCAAUCUAGAUAAUUCAGUGGCAAGCAUUGAGGCAAAGGCUAAUGUAUGCUGUGUUAAAUUUAGCCCCUCUUCCAGAUACCAUUUGGCUUUCGGCUGUGCAGAUCACUGUGUCCACUACUAUGAUCUUCGUAACACUAAACAACCAAUCAUGGUAUUCAAAGGACACCGAAAGGCUGUCUCUUAUGCAAAGUUUGUGAGUGGUGAAGAAAUUGUCUCUGCCUCAACAGAUAGCCAGCUAAAGCUGUGGAAUGUAGGGAAACCGUACUGUCUACGUUCCUUCAAGGGUCAUAUCAAUGAAAAAAACUUUGUAGGCCUCGCUUCCAAUGGAGAUUAUAUCGCUUGUGGAAGUGAAAACAACUCCCUCUACCUGUACUACAAAGGACUUUCUAAGACUUUGCUAACUUUUAAGUUUGAUACAGUCAAAAGUGUUCUGGACAAAGACCGGAAAGAGGAUGAUACCAAUGAGUUUGUUAGCGCUGUUUGCUGGAGAGCAUUGCCAGAUGGGGAGUCCAAUGUGCUGAUUGCUGCUAACAGCCAGGGUACAAUUAAGGUGCUAGAGUUGGUAUGAAAGGUUUACUGAAGUCAGAUUGUACUUGAUCCUGCCGAAAUACAUCUGCAGCUGACAAUGAGAGAAGCAGCAGAAACCGUCCUGUGAUGUCUCUCCCCCAAAGUCAUCAUGGGUUUUGGAUUGUUUUGAGUAUUUUUUCUUUUCCUUUUUCCCCCUCCUUUAUGACCUUUGGGACAUUGGGAAUACUCAACAAACUCUCCACCAUCAAUGUAACUCCAUGGACUUUGCUGCUGUUGGUGGUGUGAUUCUCUAAUUUUUGUGAUAGGGAAACAAAUUCUUUUGAAUAAAAAUAAAUAAAAAAUAAUAAAAUUUUAUUGAGCCACA
This is a messenger RNA of Lepus europaeus (European hare), 2469 nucleotides long. RefSeq names its product COP1 E3 ubiquitin ligase (gene COP1). Gene Ontology annotation, biological process: proteasome-mediated ubiquitin-dependent protein catabolic process. Lineage: Eukaryota; Metazoa; Chordata; Mammalia; Lagomorpha; Leporidae. The record is from RefSeq and is a predicted model, not a curated record. The transcript is spliced from 20 exons. Gene Ontology annotation, molecular function: protein binding; ubiquitin protein ligase activity. Bases 16 to 2145 code for a protein of 709 amino acids.